AAAGGUCGGGUAAUGGCGCAUGCGUAUUAAUAUCUAAAUAAACGCCAUCUUUUGUUGUACAAAUGUGAUAAUCAAGAAUGACAACAUUCGCUGACCAUUUCUGGGGGGAGAAGAACAAUGGAUUUUAUGUUUUAUAUCAUAAUUUGAAAAAUGGCCAAACAUCCAGUAAAGAAUUAAUGGAAUUUUUGAGAGAUGGGUGUCAAGUUGAAGAACAGUAUGCUAAAUUGCUGGCAAAGCUGGCUAAGUCAACCUCAAACUGUGCUCAAGUUGGAACUUUUGCUCCAUUCUGGAAUGUAUUGAAAUCUUUGGUGGAGAAAUUAGCCAGUCUUCACAUGCAGUUAGUUCAUACUUGGUCUGACCUGAUCAAGGAUGUCAUCCGUUAUAAUGAAGAUCAACAUAAAAGACAGAAAACUAUGAAGGAAAGUGAAGCAAGCACAUCAGAAACAGUUCAAGCCAUACAACAAACAACUGUUGCUGUGCACAAGGCCAAAGAAAUCUACCACACGCGUUGCCUUGAAUUAGAACGAUUAAAAAGAGAUAAUGCUUCUCAAAAAGAUCUAGAAAAGGCAGAAGCAAAGAAAAGGAAAACCUGUGAUGAAUAUAAAAGCUUAGUAGAAAAAUAUGGACACAUUCGAGAAGAUUAUGAAAAGAAAAUGACUGGAUCUUGCCAUCAUUUUCAAGAAGCAGAAGAAGAGCAUAUAUGUCAAAUGAAAGAUUUUAUUGAUACUUAUACCAAAUCCUGGGAAAAUCAGCAUGUUUUAUUGGGACAGGUUCACACAGAAUUUAAACGAACUUGUGAUGAUUUAACAAUUCAGAAAUUAUUUGCAAAUUUUAUUGAACAUAAACAAACUGGUACAGAAAAACCAGGACCAAUAUUAUUUGUGGAGCCAGAUUUAUCCAGUAUAAAUACAUUACGACCUAUGUCACCUGAACCAAAUGAAAAGAAAGACAGUUUAACAGAUAAACAAAGACAAGAGGCAGCCUUGUUUACUGACUCGAGUGGUAGUCCGAGCCCAGUGAUGUCGGAUCAACCCGGCCCACUAAGUCGAAGUGUCAAACUACGAGUAUCUCGGACAUGGUUUUUAAAGAAAAAUCGCAAAGAAAAAACAAAGAAAAAGAAGAAAAAAGAAAAAGAUGAUAAGGACAAUGAAUCUAUAGAUAAUGACCACCCUGACAAUCCUACACCACAAGUAGAUGAAGAAGGGUAUAACAUCAGACCAGAGGGAACAAUUGAUCAUAAUGGAGAUAAAAAUAGUUGGUACUCCAGUGAUAGUGAUACAGAUUCAGACGGGGAUGAAUCAAAGAAAAAGAUAAAAGUAGAGAUUCGACCUUUAAGUCCAAAUGGUGCUACACCUAUUAUUGGUACUGUGGAAGAUAUCAAGGCUUCCGUAGAAGGUUUAAGAUUAUCACCUACAGCCAUUAGACGAAGAAGUCAAACCCCAAUAGAUAAGAAAAUGAAGAGAUCACAAUCUGAAUCUGAUACUUUAGAUUGUACAAAGCCUAGUCAAGAUCUUUUAAAUUUAGAUUUUUUUGCCUCAUCCAGUGCUUCCACACCAACUGGCAGCGGUUACAACUUACCAUCACCUCUUUCCCCACUCACAGACUCUAAUUUUAUCAGCCCCACACAGAGUAGUAUAACAUCACCUACCUUAUCAUCAACUAAUUUUAGUAACAUGUUUAAUCAAAGUAUUAGUGAAAUGAACAACAGUGGCCCCCCACCUAUACCUGGCAGAAUAACACCUGGUUCUUCUAGUCAAGUUACAUCACCUAUAACUAACAACAGUUUUAAUACAAGUUUUCCUACAGUAAUCGCUAGACCACCUUCUAGAACAAAAAGUCUUUUACCAAAUUCAAAACCAAUGUUAAGUUCUCCGCUACCAGCACCUAUGUCUCGGUCAGAUAGUAGUGGUAGUGUAACAUUUAAUACUACCUCCACACCUGUUGGUUCAUCACGAGGCCCCAGUCCUUUAACAUUAGGAAUGUCUGAUACUAUUCCUAUAGCUAUAGCAUUAACAGAAACAAUUAAUGCCUUCUUUAAAGGUCAUGAUGCUACUAAAUGUACAGUAAAAACAAUGGGUACUGUUAUGCUAUCGUUUCCAGCUGGUAUUGUUCGAGCGUUUACAGACAACCCUUCACCAGCCAUGUUAUCAUUCCGUCUGAAGAAUCACAGUCGUUUAGAAAAUAUAAUAGUUAACUCACAACUACUCGUCAAAGAUGAGACACACACUGAAAAUAAUGGUUUACAGUAUGUAUUUGACAUGGCUGCUUUAACAGACCAUAUCAAACAACAAGGGGAAAAAAAUAAGAUGGCUUCCUAUUUUAACAUUGAUAUUUUGAAAUAUCAGGUAAAGAAUUCACCGGGUGUAGAAAGUACACCGAUACCUCUAGUUGUAUAUUGGAAAUGUAAUGAUAAUCAUACAGAUUAUCGUCUAGAUUAUAGAUAUAAUCCCUCAUCUAUGUCCUCACCAGCUACACUUAAAAAUAUUACAGUAGUCGCUAGUAUAGAAGGAGAAGUAGCAAAAAUGCAGAGUAUUCCCAAUGGUGUCUGGAAUCAAGAGAACAAGCGUGCUACAUGGAAGUUAAAUGAUAUAUCUGAUGUUAGUGAACAAGCAAGUCAAGGUUGUAUUAGAGCCAAGUUUGAUAUGAAAUCUGGUGCAAGUACCCCAUCUACUACAGCAUUACAAUUUAUCUGUGAAGGAGCUACACUAUCUGGUUUAGAGUUUGAACUAGUAGGUAGUGGAUAUAGAUUAUCCUUAACUAAGAAACGAUUUGCAUCGGGAAAGUAUUUUGUUGAUCCCGAGAAAUCAGUGAAAUAUGUUUGACAGUAGAGUAGGCUUAUCUCAAUAUGGGUCAAUUUUAAUCAUCAUUAUUUAUAAACAAAGAUACAAUCAACUCAAAUUUUUGUUAAUUUUAUUUUAAGCUAUAUUUGAGAUUAGAUAAUACCUCUAGAUUAUAAACAAUAGAACUUGUCUCAAUAUUAUCAUUAUAUUGGUCAUAUUUAGAUGAAGGUCCCAAUACUUAUAUCUAAAUAAUUGUUUUACUAAUCAUACCUCACUAGUUUAAUUAAUUAUAUACAUCACUAAUUAAUACUUCACAAUUAUAGUCAGAUCACAUAUGCAAAUAUAUCUAAUAUAUAUAUAUAGUGGAAAUUUUAAUGUGUAUUCAUAUCAUGGAUUUAUUGAGGGUUGGGUUUAAAAAGUUGGUAAAUUAACUUUUGGUAUUAAGAAAGGAUUUUUUAGCCUCAAGUUACAGUAGUAACACACUUACAUAUAUAAUAUAUGCGCUCAGUAGUAGAUUUUCUCUUGAUUGACAUUCUAUAUUUUUGAUAAAUAAAAAGUUCAGUCCUUUAUCAAGUACACAUAUUAGGUCUAAUUGUCUGUGUUUUUUAAAACAGUCGCUUUUUUACCAACUUCAUUUUGAAUGAUCAUUUACUGUCAGGUUUUGAAUGAAAUAAUUCUGAUCACUUAUUUGUAAAUGUAGUAUGUUUACUCCUAUGUACUGAUAUAAUUGACAGUUAUAAAAUAGCUUCAAAGCAGAAGUGAAAUGUGCUUAUAAGCUCAAAGCAUUCAAAUGAUUUAGCUUAAGAACAGAAAAUGUUACCUUUUAGUAUAGAUAGGCUACUAUUAUUACAAAGUUAUGAUUUAGCUUAAGAACAGAAAAUGUUACCUUUAGUAUAAAUAGGCUACUAUUAUUACAAAGUUACUAUUUUGUGUUAGAUUUUUAAACGUCCAAAUUCAUUCAUAAUGUGGACAUAUAUUGCCGUCGCCUCUGUCAGUGUGUGUCUUGCCUACAGGCUGCAAUUCUUAACUGAUCGUCUUGAAACUUGCCAACUUAUUCUUUAUACCCUAAGGAUGAUCCCUAUUGUUUUUGGUGCAUACACGACCCCCCAGGGGCAGAGCCACACCCAUUUUUUGUAUUUGUUUUCACUUGACAUAUUUAUUGCUUAUACGGUAAAGACAGAAACUAUUUAUUUUGGUGCAUAACCCGAUCCCCUGAGGCAGUGUUACAUCCACUUUUUUGUUAAUAAUUGGUCUGUAAAUUUUGGCAAAACAAACCCAACACCUAGUCUUCUUUGCCUCUUGUUGCAGCCAUUUCAUAUUUCAUUUUAAAAAAAAAACAUAUCAAUCAAAGCAGGAAUGUGGACAUAAAUUGCAGGGGUAGCGAUGCUCUUGUUUAAAAUUACUUUGCAACAAUAGAUCUUUUAUUUAUAACUUAUUACUAUUAUUAGUGAAAUUAUUUUACAUAUAUUGAAAGUAGAAACCUAAUUGAGACUCAAUUUAGUUUGAAGUGGGCAUCACAAGGGUUAUGGUGUUUGACACAAUUAUUAUUAAUUCUUACAAAAUUUCUCUUUCUCACUAAAGGUUAUGAUCCUUUGAUAUUUUGCACUAAAAUUGCUUCUGUUAAGAAUAAGCACUGCUUGAAUUUAAGAUUGGAAUAAAUUCUCAUCUAUUGUUGAUUGUUAUACAUAUUUAUAAUAUGUAAACUUAAACAAAGUAAAUAUAGAAUAUUUACUGAUUAUGUAAGUAAAAGAUGUAUAUAUCUUACUAAAAUGUGCAAUAGAGGAAAAAAAUUAUUUUUUUGUAGAAAAUUGUAUAUUGUGGAAAUUGUAUAUAUGAAUUGUAUUAAUAUAUUGCAUGUACGCUGAUGACUGACUGGGCUUAGAGUGAAUAUUGUUUAGCUUUAUUUCAACUUGUAAUAAACUUUACAGAAAAAAGUUCAGUGUGUAGUAGUUUGCUUGCUUAUUUGACUACACAAGACUUUACUUCUUCAUAUCAUAUUGAGUGCAGAAUUUCAAGUCUUAUGUUGAUCGAUUCAAAAGAUAAAAGAUGUACGAGAUUUUCAUUGCGUCAAAGAAAUUCUUGUUUUAUUACAUUCUUGAAUUUUGGGUUUUUAGAUUUAUAAGCAAUUGGUUGAAAUGGGAUGUGGUUCGGUUAGGCAUGGGAUGUUGGAUGAGAUAAGGGGGGUAGUUAUUUUGGAUAAACGUAUACAGACUUGUUUGUCCAUAGGCAGUCCAACUACAAAAAGACACAAUUAAGUUAUUUUCUUGAUAAGCAGGCGUUGUGGUUUCUGUGGUAUCUAUUGUAGAAGUUGACCAUAAGUAAAGUAUAUAUUAUUAUUUACUUACAUGUCAGAUUUAGGCCACAUUUAACUUGUUGAAAUAUUUGCUACUCCUUAUUCACAGUCUGUAUGCAAACAGAAUGUGGCUUAAUACAUGUCUAAAUUUGUUAUUGUUGUUUUUAUGUAGGAUGUUUUCGUACACAACAAAAGAUCUUGACUGUUAAAUGAAAAUAAAUUGGUUGUUUUACAGUAUAUAAGUGAAUGGCAAAAGUUUGAACUUUAUUAGAUAGCAAACAAUCCUAAAGACUGCUUUUAUUGCAAAGAAAGACAUAGUUUAUAAAGUACAUGUAUGUCAUUAAUGAGCGUAUGUGGUUGUCUUACUCCAGAAUCGUACUUUAUUGAAAUAUUUCUGGUUUAGAAGCGGAUUGUAAUUACUGAAUGUCAAAUACGUGCAUGAUGCAUUAAAACUGAAAUAUUGAGAAUGACUAUAGUACGACCAUUACAGAGUUGCCCCUAUAUUUGUUUCUUUAUUCAUUGGAUUUGGCUUUUUUGUUUGACAACUUUUCCUACCCUGUUUGUUUAUGUCUUGAGUAAGUGUAUUGCUUAUUAUCCCAUGUGUUUAUAAUGACAAGGGUACAUGUAUUUGAAUAUCUCAUGUUCAACAUGUAAAAUAUUAUAUUAAGUAAAGGAACAUAUAUAUGAAUUAAAAUGUUCAAAUUUAGUUUAUAUAUGAUAUAUUAUGUACUUAAAUGGUACAGACUUAUUGUACAUAGAAAGAUUUAUAUAUAUAUUUGUUAUGUAGUUUUAAUAUACAUUCUCCUUUGAAUAUAUUCUGUUGAUUUAUACUUUAUUUGUUUUUCUUUCAAAUUGUUUAUUGUCUAUUAACGCUUAAUGUUGUUCCUCUCCCCUAAAGCAUACAACAAGAUAACUUGAUAACUAGCUUGAGUUCUUUUUCCUUUGCAGCAAUAUUUGAAUUUUCAAAUUCCUUAAUUGUGUGAAUUGUUAGUGCCCUUGUUUUAAUAAUAUUGUUUUUGUGAUGGUAUAAUAUAGAUGGCUUUAUAGUUCAAGUGCCUUUAAGAAAAAUUAUUUCCAGUUUAGCCUUUUUUGUGUAAUAUAAAAUACACAAGUAUUGUUCAACUUAAAUAGGAAGAUCACUUUAGUUCAUUAGGUAAGCCUAUUAUGUAUAUCUAUAUGUAGUUAUUAGCUAGAUAAGACAUACAUUUACUGGAUAAUAGUAUUUUCGAAAAUAAAAAUAAUAUUAGAAUAUUCCUUGGAAUUUGGUGUGUGAUACUUGUAACAGUUUCUGAAAUACAAUUAUAAUUUACAUUUCUCCUCAGCUUUAACCUAUACAUCCUAUUUGCUGAGAAUUAAUAGAUUAAUGUAUUUAUCUACUAUAGAUAUACUAAUAUUUAUUAUAACUUGCAUUAGUUUAUUGAAUUUCUGUGUAGAAUGUACAUUUUGAUUACAAUCUGUAUAUCUUUGUUUAAAUUAACGUUAUUUAAGCGUUCGGUGUUUUACUAAAAUAUUUCAAGUGCUAGGCAUUGUAUGUGGCAAAGUUUAUUUUCUUAUAAACAUCGGAAUCAAGCUACUUGUAUUCAGUUUUGAAUUUGUACAUUUUUAUUACUAUUAUUAUUAUUGUUAUAAAGAGCACACAGUCUGUAUUGGAGCACCAAGUCAUUUUAAUUUUCUUUUAAUUUGUAUAGAUUUCUUAAAUGUUCAUAUCCAUUUAAUCUCUGUUAGAUAAUUAACAGAAUCAUCCCAUCCCUCAUCUUAAAGUAAUCUUUAAUUCAUUUGAUUUCAUUGUGAUUUAUUAAUGUUGUCUUACAAUCUGAUUACCCAACAGAUUAUGUAUCAAAAUGGGAAAAUUAAACAUAUAAAUCAAAUAUAAAUUUAGUGUAGGUUUUCUUCAUUCAUGAAAUGUCAGCCUCUUCUCAUGUAGUAUGAAAUUACUUGUUUGAUUACUACUUGUUGGAACAAAAUACUCAUUUCAGCAUGGAAUCGUGCUGGGGGGAGGGGGGAUAGGUGCUUCGAAAUUCAAAGAUCUUGAUAGGAUUGUUCGACUAAAGAAAUAGGCGUUUUCGAGAUAUUCAGGGUCAAAUGAGGUCUUUUACACUGAAAGUGAAUAGACGGCCAUUCUUGUAUCAUGAAAACAUGCUGUAAAUGAUCGAAACUAAUCACUCUUUCAAUAAAAAUGUAAACUUGCUAAA
Patella vulgata (common limpet) is the source of this 7265-nucleotide messenger RNA. Its product is annotated as F-BAR domain only protein 2. NCBI's taxonomy places the organism in Eukaryota, Metazoa, Mollusca, Gastropoda, Patellidae. Bases 78 to 2822 code for a protein of 914 amino acids. Gene Ontology annotation, cellular component: plasma membrane; cytoplasm; clathrin-coated pit. The transcript is spliced from 27 exons. Gene Ontology annotation, biological process: clathrin-dependent endocytosis; clathrin coat assembly. The record is from RefSeq and is a predicted model, not a curated record.